AUGUCUUCCUCAGUGAUCAGAGUCGCUCUUGUCCAACUUUAUUCUGAGCCGCUCUCCCCUGCGUCCAACUUUACCAAAGCCGAGUCAUUCAUCCGCGACGCUGCAUCCCAGGGCGCUCACAUCGCCGUCCUCCCAGAAUAUCAUCUCACAUCCUGGGCGCCGCAAGACCCCCGCUUUCUCGCUUGCUGCGAGCAGUCCCCCCUCUAUCUCGAGAGGUACCAGGCUCUCGCCAGGGAACUGGCCAUUGCCAUCGUCCCGGGUACCCUCGUUGAGCACCGGGCCGAGACGGGCGACCUCGUCAACAUUGCGUACUUCAUCUCUAGCGGCGGCGAGGUUCUCUCGCGCUAUCAGAAGAAGAACCUCUGGCACAAUGAGCGGCCCCACCUCGUCGCGGACCCUUCGGAGCACAAGGCUUUCGACACGGCGCUCGGCGGCGGGUGCCGAGUAGGCAUGCUGGUGUGCUGGGACCUGGCGUUUCCCGAGGCGAUGAGGGAGCUGGUGCGAGAUGGAGCGCGUGUCGUGAUCAUCCCGGCAUUUUGGCUGAUGGACCAGUAUCGCGACCGGACGGGAAGGGUCAUCAAUCUGGAGAGCGAGAGGGUGUUCCUUGACAGCGUGGUUGUUGCAAGGGCAUGUGAGAGCUCUGCUGCAGUCAUUUUUGUCAACGCUGGAGGUCCGAAGCCGAGCGCAAAGGGAGAGGAUCAAUCUGUGAGCUUUUGCGGGGUGAGUCAGGUCGGGAUGCCACUGCUGGGAUCUCAAGGGAGGCAGGGGGCGGAGGAGGGUAUGAGUGUCGUGGACGUGGACCUUGACAUACUCGAUGCUGCCGAGGGCGGCUAUAAAGUAAGGGCAGACUUGGGACGAGAAGGAUGGCAUUACGGGUACUCUCUGGUCAAAGAAGGCGAGAUUGGUUGA
Messenger RNA from Verticillium alfalfae VaMs.102, 909 nucleotides. RefSeq names its product hydrolase. Gene Ontology annotation, molecular function: hydrolase activity, acting on carbon-nitrogen (but not peptide) bonds, in linear amides. The record is from RefSeq and is a predicted model, not a curated record. Bases 1 to 909 code for a protein of 302 amino acids. Lineage: Eukaryota; Fungi; Ascomycota; Sordariomycetes; Glomerellales; Plectosphaerellaceae. The transcript is spliced from 2 exons.